UCCAAAAAAAAUUUGAUUAUAUUUUUGCCUCUAAACUACCCCUUGCUCGUUGUACACGGCCACCGGUUGCCGCCGUAGUGAUCGUCGUCUCUGCGUAAUCGCCGCCGUCUGAACCUGAUUUGCGCUUCGGCCAUCGUCAAUAGCUACUGGCCGCCGCCACAGUCGCUAUUGAAGGUUAAUUUGCUUCCAUCUUCCCCACUUCCUAAAGCCCUAAAUAUAACAGAGGGAAGAUGACUCCUGUCUCAUCCAAGCUUUAUGCAGAUGAUGUGAGUUUGUUAAUGGUACUAAUUGACACGAACCCAUUCUUUUGGAACUCGGCUCAAUCCACGCUACCCUUCUCCAAGUUCUUGACUCAUGUACUUGCAUUUUUGAAUUCUAUACUUCUGCUGAAUAAGAUGAAUCAAGUGGUUGUCAUUGCAGCUGGUUAUAAUUCUUGUGGUUACAUAUUUGAUUCAUCAGACCCACAGAACCAAAAUAAACGGGCAGAGGACUUACUGCAUAAAUUGGAGGAGUUUGUGGACAAUGACCAGGAAAUAUGUCGUGAAGAGUCUGUGGAUGGCCCAGGGUUCUCACUUCUAUCUGGUUCCCUCUCAAUGGCGCUUUGCUAUAUUCAGAGGGUCUUUCGAACAGUGCCACUUCAUCCUCAGCCACGGAUAUUAUGCUUACAUGGAUCUCCAGAUGGACCUGGACAAUAUGUAGCUAUCAUGAAUUCAAUUUUCUCUGCUCAGCGAUCGAUGGUUCCUAUAGAUUCAUGCGUGCUGGGAGCUCAACACUCUGCUUUCCUGCAGCAGGCUUCUUAUAUAACUGGUGGUGUAUAUCUGAAGCCGCAGAUAUUCGAUGGCCUAUUUCAGUAUCUUUCGACUGUGUUUGCUACUGAUUUGCAUUCUCGUUGCUUUUUACAACUUCCUAAGCCUGCUGGAGUAGACUUUCGUGCAUCGUGUUUCUGCCACAAAAACACAAUUGAUAUGGGCUACAUUUGUUCGGUAUGUUUAUCUAUAUUCUGCAAGCAUCAGAAGAAAUGUUCAACCUGUGGAUCUGUGUUUGGUCAGGCCCAAACACAGAACUCCUCGACAACACCUGACAGGAAGAUGAAGACGCCGGUUGACGGUUAGUUCGAGACUCAGUUUCUAGUGUAUGCUACUAGUAUUUCCAUUGAGUUGUUGGCCUCGAUGUUUUUUUAUGGUUAUUGCUCUCAUAAUCUACUGUAGCUUUGUUUAAUUUUCAUAAUUUCUUAAUAGAUUCCCCCUAACCCUAAUAUAAUUCAAUGCUAACCUUAGUGCUA
Molecule: messenger RNA, 1282 nt
Organism: Salvia splendens (bonfire salvia)
Lineage: Eukaryota; Viridiplantae; Streptophyta; Magnoliopsida; Lamiales; Lamiaceae
Product: general transcription and DNA repair factor IIH subunit TFB4
Exons: 12
Coding region: 231-1112 (293 amino acids)
Biological process (GO): regulation of DNA-templated transcription; nucleotide-excision repair
Cellular component (GO): transcription factor TFIIH holo complex; transcription factor TFIIH core complex
Source: RefSeq, a predicted model, not a curated record